AUGGUGGAUUUUAAUGCGCAUAUAACAGGCGAAAGAAGUCGUCGUCCAAGUAACUCGCGUGGAAAGUUAGUGCAACAACUUCUAAGUAACUUAAAUCUAAUUGCAGUCAAUUUGAAAUCAGUCUGUAAAGGUCCGGUACAGGUCCACGAAUGCUCUACUGCAGUGCCAACUAUUGAUUACAUUUGUGUACCUAACACGUUGUUUCAGAGCAUUUCUAAUGCCGAGGUCUUGGAUAUACACCCAGAGAAUGUAACUCACCACCUUCCAGUUACGGUUACAUUAGAUAUCAUGUCAUUCCCUGAGCAAUUAACAAACUACGCCCCACCUCUGCGAAUUGCAUGGAAAAAAUGUACAUCAGACAACAUCGAAAUGUUCCAAAAUGAGUUAAAUAGAAAACUUGAUUCCUUAGAUAUCGAUGGCCCUUUAUCACACACUUCGGACUCUAUUACUAUGCUAAGGAACUUACAGACUGCAUGGUAA
This is a messenger RNA of Paramuricea clavata, 480 nucleotides long. The record is from the annotation of a GenBank genome assembly. NCBI's taxonomy places the organism in Eukaryota, Metazoa, Cnidaria, Anthozoa, Malacalcyonacea, Plexauridae.